This is a messenger RNA of Manduca sexta (tobacco hornworm), 634 nucleotides long. Its product is annotated as juvenile hormone epoxide hydrolase-like. The coding region runs from base 11 to 598 and encodes 195 amino acids. The transcript has 4 exons. Lineage: Eukaryota; Metazoa; Arthropoda; Insecta; Lepidoptera; Sphingidae. Gene Ontology annotation, molecular function: epoxide hydrolase activity. Gene Ontology annotation, biological process: epoxide metabolic process. The record is from RefSeq and is a predicted model, not a curated record.
GGCGGCCCUCAUGUCAGCCGACCUGAUCAGCCGCUUGUACCCGUUGAAGAACACGUUGCAGUACCUCGCGCAGGACUUCGGCUACUUCCACAUACACACUGCUAAACCUGAUGCUAUUGGAUUGUGCGUCGGCGAAACUCCCACGAGUCUCCUGGGCUGGUUCCUGCAUUUGUUCUCUAUAUUUAGCAGGAGAACUAACGGCGACGAUCCCAUGGGAGGGCUGGAGAUAUACUCCCGCGACCAGAUCAUUGACAACCUUAUGAUCUACUGGGACACUGAGACAGCCACCACCUCCAUCAGAAUGUAUGCGGAAACCAUCAAUUUGAGGAAUCUCCGCUCAGGAUAUUUCAGAGUUCCCACGCCAGUUCCGACUAUCGCUGUGCAAGCUCUGGGCGAGAUAUUUUACAUGCCUCCAGCAGCUCUGAACACCAAGUUCACCAACCUUGUGGCGGUGGACGUCCUCGACGACUACGGACACUUCCUUGCUUUGGAACAGCCGAAAAUCUUUGUGGAGUUGCUGCUCAGUGGUCUACAGAGGAUCAUCCAGUUCAGCAAACAGAACAUGAAUGGAGAUGCAGAAGGCGGCAACUAUGUUUAGUUUGAGCAUUAAAUUGUAUACUUAAGGAAUAUUUCU